AGGCCAAGGGAUGAGCGGGGGCCUUCCUUCCCAAUGGCAUCUCCCCCCGGCCUGGAACUGAAGACACUGCGCAAUGGCCCCCAGAUCCCAAGGAGACCAGCUCCUCUGGGCCCGGCGGCUCUGCCCAGGGAGGGUGUGGAGAAUGUCUGCUUUUCCUCAGAGGAGUGCGAGACUCAUUUCCAGAACCCAGGGGACACCAGACUGGGCAGAUCCCCCAGCACCCCCGGAGGGGGGUUCCCCUCACGGCCCCGAUCCCAGCGGGACGAUCUCUCCCUGCGUUCAGAAGAGGGGCCAGGCCUAGAGCCCGUGAGCCGCCCGGUGGAUUAUGGCUUUGUUUCUGCUCUCGUUUUUCUGGUGAGUGGGAUCCUCCUGGUGGUGACAGCAUACGCCAUCCCACGUGAGGCCCGAGUCAACCCUGACACAGUGACAGCGCGGGAGAUGGAGCGGCUAGAGAUGCACUAUGCCCGCCUGGGCUCCCACUUGGACAAGUGCAUCAUCGCGGGCCUGGGGCUGCUCACCGUGGGCGGCAUGCUUCUGUCAGUGCUGCUGACGGUCUCCCUGUGCAAGGGCGAGCUGUACCGCCGGCCCACCUUCGUCCCCGGCAGGGGCUCCAGGAAGACCUACGGCUCCAUUAACCUGCGCAUGAGGCAGCUCAGUGGGGAUGGGGGCCAGGCCCUGGUGGAGAACGAAGUUGUCCAGGUCUCAGAGACCAGCCACACCCUCCAGGGGUCUUAAGUAAGAGCCCACCCUGUGUGGCUGCUUCAGCUGCAGGGCUCCAAGGCCGCCGAGAGCCUGGGGUUGCAGACUGAGCUCCACGGAGGGCCCUGCGGAAGGAGCCUUGGGUGGGUGCUGGAGGGGGGAGUCCCGGGGCCAGGCCCAGGCGGCACGUGGGAGAGCGGUUCCCAGAUCUGUUUGCAGCUUGAGGUUUUGCCUAAGGUUUGUUUGGAGGAUGGCUUCUGCUGCUAAAAAUACAAAAAUUUGGAAACCAC
Molecule: messenger RNA, 989 nt
Organism: Leptonychotes weddellii (Weddell seal)
Lineage: Eukaryota; Metazoa; Chordata; Mammalia; Carnivora; Phocidae
Source: RefSeq, a predicted model, not a curated record